AUGGUUGCGGAGCUGGAUUUAGGGGCUACAGAGCCAGCUAUCAGCGUGGAUAUGGCGGAUACGGACCAGGAUGCUGUGGAUACAACGGCGGUUAUGGUCGAGGUUACGGAGCAGGGUACGGUCAAGCUUAUGGUGGUGCGUAUGGUGCAGGUUACGGCAGAGGUGGUGGCGGGCUUGGCUUGGGUUUAUUAA
Puccinia triticina is the source of this 192-nucleotide messenger RNA. RefSeq lists its product as uncharacterized. The record is from RefSeq and is a predicted model, not a curated record. The transcript is spliced from 2 exons. The coding region runs from base 1 to 192 and encodes 63 amino acids. NCBI's taxonomy places the organism in Eukaryota, Fungi, Basidiomycota, Pucciniomycetes, Pucciniales, Pucciniaceae.